AUGAUUGGACGUGAAGGCCGCUCCAACCUUUGGCUGAUCCAUGGCGGCAUCCCCAUCGUCAUUGCUGAGGAGAAGGUGAGACCAGCCUUAGCUGGUGAAGUCAUUGCCAAGCAGCUCACCGAGCUCAAACCUCAACGCAAACGCAAGCGACAAGUCUUGCAAGACGAUGUGGGAGAAGAUGAAGUUCCAUUUGGAGAUGAUCUUGAUCCAUCUGUUGGAAUUGGAGAUGAAGACGACCAAGGAUCCUUCUUCCAUCUUGGUCGUGGCGGUGGAGAACAACAACAAGCUGAAGAAACUCCUGUGAUUCCUGCUCUCUCUCAACCUGAUGUUCAACCUCAACAACCUGAACCUGAGGAGCAGAUUCCCUAUCCUGAUGUCACUGGUGGAGAAAUUCUGGUGGACCUGGACUCCAAUGGGAUGGACUCUCAGCCACCUGGACUUGUGGCUCCAUCCAUGUCGCAACACCCUCCUGGAUUUGAGGAAGAUCCCUUGUUGCGACCGCCACCUGGACUUGUGGCUCAGUCACCUGGACUUGUGACACCACCAGUUCCACCUCCACUGGAAUUCAAUGACAUGGAUGAAUUCAUGCAGGAGUCCUACACUCCAACAUCGCCAAUUCCAACUCCCGAUGGUCCAGCCCGUGAUCGACUUCUCACGGAAUUGGAACCUGAUCAAGAGAUGGUGCCACCAACUCCAGCGCCACCAACUCCUGAAGGAGCUCAUAGAGUUUCAGAACUUCAAGAAGCCAUGCGACGAUCAGUCAACCGACUUGAUGGGCAUCCACGCCGAAACAGAUCACGCUCUCCGAGAGCCAACAAUACUCCUCCUACUGCCAUGUUCCGCACUCAGAACUCCAAACAGAAACAGCAAGCUGAAUCAUUUUCUGGUUUCCUUGCCCGCAGAACUCCAAAGAAAGCAGUCAAGAAGAAGAAGGGCAACAAGGAAUUGAACUAUGGAAAGUCUGAUGAUGCGCUACGUCAAAAGAUUGACCAAGCACGAGCGAAGGAAUGGCAGAAUUGGUCCAACUUUGAUGCAUGUGAUGUCAUUCCGCCAGACAAGGCAAAAGACUUCCUAGAUGCUCACCCUGAUGCACAAGUUCUACCAACACGUUGGGUUGAUGUUGACAAAAGCGAUGGUGGUGAAGAAGCCUUUCUGAAGUCAAGGCUUGUGGUGCGUGGUGAUUUGGAAAAGGACAAUGAGUACCGCACCGAUUCACCAACUGCCAGCCACCUCAUGCUGAGUUUGAUUUUGAGUUUCUGUGCCUGCUUCAAUCUUAAUCUCCACUGCGGAGAUAUCACUGCUGCAUUUCUCCAAGGGUUUGGUUUGGCCAGAGUGCUCAUCCUGAGCAUGCCCUGGGAUGGAAUUCCUGGACUUCCAAAGGGUUCCUUGCUCCGAGCCAAGAAACCAGUCUAUGGAACAAGAGAUGCGCCACGUGGAUUUUGGCGAGCCUUACACCGAACUCUCCUCCAAGCUGGCUUCCGAGCCGUCCCUCAUGAACUAGGUGCAUAUGUGAUGAACAAGCCGAAUGGCGAAAUUGAUGGUUUGCUUGUUUGUCAUGUUGAUGAUUUGCUUUGGUGUGGUGGUGAAGCCACACAGAAAGCGAUGGAAGUUGUUCAGCAGAAGUUGAAGUUUGGAAAAGUGGAAGAAUCCGAGUUCAAGUAUUGCGGUCGUGUGAUAAAACAAACUGAGAAAGGCAUCGUUGUGACAUGCCCUCAUGGACUUGAAAAGACCAGGCCAAUCCAACUGAGCACUGGUCGGAAACGUGACCGCAUGUCUCCAGCCACCACCGAAGAGCAAGCGCAACUUCGGAGUGUUGUUGGAUCAUUGAACUGGAUAGUCAGAGUUUGCAGACCAGAUUUAGCAUACGAUACCAAUCACUUGCAAACAUGUGUUCAAUGUCCUGUGGUUCAAGAUUUAGUUGAAGCCAAUGCCUUGCUGCGUCGUGCCCAAAUGACGCGCGACCAGGAACUUGUCUAUGGAUGGAAUCAAUUUGAUUUCAACAAGCUGGAGAUCAUUUCUGUGACUGAUGCGAGUCAUGCUGCUGAUUUCGAUGUGGACAAGAAUGGCAACAAAAUGGGUUUCAGAUCUCAGUCUGGACGCGUGCUGCUGAUUGGUGGACCAGAAGUGAUGAAAGAUGGAAAAGGGCCAGUUCACCUUUUGAGCUGGAAGAGCCAAGUGAUCCGCCGAGUUUGCAGAUCAACACUUCAAGCUGAAAGUCUGAGCAUGUUGUCAGGCUACGAAGAGGCUGAGCACUUGCGAAUGGUGCUGCAUGGACUUCGAAAAGACCAUGACCCUCUGGACCCAAGCUGGAAGGUUGAAUCGAAAGACAUGGUGACGCUUCACCAAGUCACUGAUUGCAGAUCCCUGAAGGAUCACCUUGUGCAGGUUUCUGGAGGCGAAGUGAAUGACAAGAGAUUGGCGAUCGACAUAUGUGGAAUGCGGCAAAUGAUCUGGCGAGAGAAUGGGCAAAGCUAUGGCGAUACGAUGCUGAAUGAGAAACCGCCUGAGAAUGGAACAACGCGUGUACAGUGGUGUAAUACCAAAACCAUGCUGGCGGAUGGUCUGACCAAACACAUGGACACAUCAGACCUGCGUAGUAUCGCAUUUCCUGGCUGUCAGGUGACCAUUGCCACGGCACGUGGCUCAAGCGCACCGGCCAAAACAGGUGCUGACUUUUGCUCGCUGCCAGUGGAGAAAUUGGCGCAUAUUCGACCGAGACCCUACCUGGCCACCUGGGCUGAUGGAGAUGUAGUUGGCUAA
Molecule: messenger RNA, 2760 nt
Organism: Cladocopium goreaui
Lineage: Eukaryota; Dinophyceae; Suessiales; Symbiodiniaceae
Source: the annotation of a GenBank genome assembly